Pyrenophora tritici-repentis Pt-1C-BFP is the source of this 1794-nucleotide messenger RNA. The record is from RefSeq and is a predicted model, not a curated record. NCBI's taxonomy places the organism in Eukaryota, Fungi, Ascomycota, Dothideomycetes, Pleosporales, Pleosporaceae.
AUGACAACUUCGCCUUUACGCCCUCUGCCUCAGUUGCUUCCUGCUCCUCCAGGCGCAUGCAGACGGCCGACCACACAGCCCAAGAAGCCACAAGUCUCUGCUGCGUGCAAUAAUUGCCGGGCCCAAUCACGUCAAGUGAAGCGCGAAUACGAGGAGAUGCGCGGAAAGCGCUCCGCCCAUGAAAAAUUGUUCGACAUGUUAAGAACAAUGUCUGAGACCGACUCCGCUGACGUUUUGCGUCGUAUCAGAGCGGGCGGCAACGUGCAAGAUAUACUAAACCAGAUCAACGAUGGCAACCUUCUGAUGCAACUCUCUCUUUUUCCUGAGCGACGGCGUGGAUAUGAACUCCCUUACCGUGUGGAAAUUCCUGCUUUCAUUCGGACUGGUAACAAUCUGUACCUGGAAUCUGUCGUCUAUGAGAACGCGUCCACGACCUCGGAGCCAGUUCCGCUAGCAGAUGUGAAAGAGAGUGCCAUGAACAUAUAUAUGAUGCCUUAUUCAUCAGCAGUGAUGGCGGAUCCUCUACUAUCUCGGGUAACAACAGCCAAGUGGACGAACGUCAUAAUUAAUAACACCCUGUUGAGACAGCUCCUCGGCGCUUAUUUCAUGUACCAGCACCCAAGCUAUGUUUACCUGCACAAAGACCUGUUCCUUCAAGAUAUGUUAAUGCCAUACUCGCGGCCGGCUGCCAUUGUUCAAGCUAUUCACGACAGCACUCAGUUCUGGAAUCCACACACACUUGGCUACCUUUUUCUCGCCGAAACGAAGAGGCUGUGGGAGUUGGAAGUUUCAGAGUCGCUCUCGCUUACUACUGUAGAGGCCGCGCUUAUACUCCAGAUCGUUAUGAAUGAAAACGGCCUGGACCGAGUCGGCCUGUCUUACAUGCUGCAGGCCCUACUCAUCGCAAAAGAGAUUGACCUAUUUCAGAAGCCAAAAUGGUCCGCCAAUGAAGAGUUGACGAAGGCGCGUGCAGUCACAGCAUGGAGGUUCUUCAACUGGCAAAGCAUGUAUUGCUACUACUUCUUCCGAACGUCUUUCCUCGACAGACCACCAAAUAUCGCACUACCGGACCCAAUGAAAUACCCAGAGUGGUACGGUGAAUUCUGGCUGCGCUAUCCUAAUUCACAAAUACUGGAGUCUAUUCACUUAGGCUGCGAAUUUGGAGCCAGGUCAGCGUUACGUGUAUUCAUCAUGGACAUGUCGAUAGCACUGUAUGGAACACCAGAGCGUAAAGCCAUCUUGACUCUCGACCAAAUUCUCGGUUUUUAUUUUCGAUUGGAUGCGUGGUUUACAAGCCUUCCGGACUCGCUUAGACCCCAGAAGGUUGUAUAUCCGACACAAUUGGAGCUCCACUUCGAAGUUCACAAUACGUUCAGUGUGUGGAUACAAGUCUUUGUCGGCAACCUAGCCGUCGAAGCCCUCAAAUAUGCGAGAAUAGACGGCAGCGGGGAUUCCACUAUGAUCGAUGUGCAUCGGUCGACGCUUGUCCUCUGUGCACUAGGUUUGCAUAGCCAAGGCCUUAGCUACCAGCUUGGUAAACUCUCAUUCCGAGCUCUGCAAGUUUGCAUGGCACCAGAAGAUUUACAAUUGGUUCGCACCUACUGUACACCUGGUGAAGAGGCAGAACAGUCAUUGCUGCUGCAACACACCCAAAGUCUAUGGCCCCUACCGAUCACGAACAUCAACGAUAAUCCUGACACUGCGCUGUUGAACGGCUUCUUGAGAGAAUAUCAGGAUCUGGAUCUUGACACCGACGGCAAGUCGCGCAGCAGUAACGUAUCUGGAGGAAUGUGA